GUGAAGGCCCUUUUUUCCUCUUUCCUGUGCACGUUAUGUGUGUUGCAUGGUUGUAUUCUUUGCUGGAAUCUAUUACAGACUGAAAGGGGACCAAUCCUAAAACCAUGUCAUACCAGAACGAGGACGUAGACGGAGAUGUAAGUACUUAUGAUCCCUACUCUUACUCCAGUGACUACGACUUGCACACUGGUGACCCUAAAGCAGACCUGGCUUAUGAGCGUCAGUAUGAGCAACAGACCUACCAUGUCAUCCCAGAAGUGAUUAAAAACUUCCUGCAGUACUUUCACAAAACGAUCUCAGACCUCAUUGAUCAGAAGGUUUAUGAGCUGCAAGCCAAUCGAGUGUCCAGCGAGAGCAUUGAGCAGAAGAUAUAUGAGAUUCAGGAUGUAUAUGAGAACAGCUGGAAUAAGCUGACUGAAAGAUUUUUUAAGACCUCCCCAUGGCCAGAAGCUGAGGCCAUAGCCUCCCUUGUGGGAAAUGAAGUGCUUAAUCCUCACUCAGGAAAACAAGAUGCAGUGUUCCUGAUUCUCUAUAAAGAACUGUACUACAGACACAUCUAUGCAAAAGUCAGCGGAGGACCAACACUGGACCAGAGGUUUGAGUCCUAUUACAAUUACUGCAAUCUCUUCAACUACAUUCUGAAUGCAGAUGGCCCUGCUCCACUGGAGCUCCCUAAUCAGUGGCUGUGGGAUAUAAUUGAUGAGUUCAUCUAUCAGUUCCAGUCAUUCAGCCAGUACCGCUGCAAGACCGCAAAGAAAUCUGAGGAAGAGCUAGAGUUUUUGAGGAACAACCCCAAAAUCUGGAAUGUGCAUAGUGUGCUGAAUGUGCUGCACUCUCUGGUUGACAAGAGUAACAUCAACAGACAGCUGGAGGUGUACACCAGUGGGGGAGACCCUGAGAGUGUUGCUGGGGAGUAUGGCCGGCACUCACUGUAUAAGAUGCUAGGAUAUUUCAGUCUGGUGGGUCUCCUGAGGCUUCAUUCUCUACUGGGGGAUUAUUACCAGGCUAUCAAAGUGCUGGAAAACAUUGAACUAAAUAAAAAGAGCAUGUACUCCCGUGUCCCAGAGUGUCAAAUCACCACCUAUUACUAUGUGGGUUUUGCCUAUCUGAUGAUGCGACGCUACCAGGACGCCAUCAGAGUGUUUGCCAACAUCCUGCUCUACAUACAGAGGACUAGGAACAUGUUCCAGAGAUCAACAUACAAAUAUGAGAUGAUUAAUAAACAAAACGAACAGAUGCACGGUCUUCUGGCCAUUGCUCUCACGAUGUAUCCCAUGAGGAUUGAUGAAAGUAUUCACACCCAGCUGAGGGAGAAGUAUGGGGACAAGAUGCUACGCAUGCAGAAAGGUGAUCUCCAGGUGUUCGAAGAGCUGUUCAGUUUUGCCUGUCCCAAGUUCCUCUCCCCUGUCGUUCCAAACUACGACACUGUGCAUCCCAACUACCACAAAGAGCCCUUCCAGCAGCAGCUGAAAGUCUUUGCUGAGGAGGUACAGCAGCAGGCUCAGCUCUCCACCAUUCGCAGUUUUCUAAAGCUGUAUACUACUAUGCCAGUGGCAAAACUGGCAGGAUUUUUGGAUAUGUCGGAGCAAGAGUUUCGGAUCCAGCUGCUGGUGUUCAAGCACAAGAUGAAGAACCUGGUGUGGACCAGUGGGAUCUCGGCUCUUGACGGGGAGUUUCAGUCUGCUUCCGAGGUCGACUUCUACAUAGAUAAGGAUAUGAUUCACAUUGCAGACACCAAAGUAGCUCGGCGGUAUGGAGAUUUCUUCAUCAGACAAAUUCACAAAUUUGAAGAGCUGAAUCGCACUCUGAAGAAAAUGUCAGUGGCUGCAACUCCCGGGAGCUCCAGCACCACCAACAACCCUGCCUCCCGUGCAACUUAAACUGGUCCUUGGAGCAGUGGAAUAUGAGACUGGUUCUGCUAAUCGAAGAACAAUGGAAGCCUCAGUCACACAUUAAAAAAAAAAUAAAGCUAAAAAAAGAGGA
Messenger RNA from Lepisosteus oculatus (spotted gar), 1983 nucleotides. It is a transcript of the gene eif3s6ip, whose product is annotated as eukaryotic translation initiation factor 3, subunit 6 interacting protein. Gene Ontology annotation, biological process: translational initiation. Gene Ontology annotation, cellular component: eukaryotic translation initiation factor 3 complex; cytoplasm. Lineage: Eukaryota; Metazoa; Chordata; Actinopteri; Semionotiformes; Lepisosteidae. The record is from RefSeq and is a predicted model, not a curated record. Gene Ontology annotation, molecular function: protein binding; translation initiation factor activity.